AUGUGCUUCGUGACCUUCGGUGGGGCGGAGCGAUACAAAAUCAGAGUUGGGCCCACCGCUCGCCUCGCGGACAUCUAUGACCAGCUGACGGCCCGCCAUCCUGCGGGCGGGCUGGGACCUGGAAUCUGGCGGGUCGACGCGAUCCUGCCGGGGCGCCGGCUUCUCAGUAGCGCGUCGGCUGAGGAAACGGUCGCCAGCGUGUUCGGGCUUGCUGCUCCUCCUCCCCCUCAUCCUACUCCCUCUUCUCCGAAUGCCCCUGGGGGCCAGGACCCUUGCCAGUGGGUCUGGGUGGACAAUUUCUGGCACCGCGCUGUUUACCUUGGAGCCUCGCCUCCGUGCUCUUGCUCGGCCGCGCCUGGAGGGCGCUUGCACCGCGAUGCACGGCCUCGGCCGGGCCUGGCCAGGCUCGGAGCAGGCGAGCAGCUGGCGAGCAGCUGUUGCGGGCAGCUGUUGCGUCUACCGCAGCUGUGCUCUCGCCGACCGCGCCGAUCGGCGCACCAGCGGUGCCGCACUGCCACGCGCGGGGCGCCGUGCCAGCGGAGCUCCGAGAGGAAGCCUGCCAAGGCGCGCCCCUGCCGAGGAGCGAUCCCCGGGUCCUCCGUUGAUGGGAAAGUUUGCCACCAACGGAGGAGAAGGGAGGUUGAGGAGCUCCUCCUCCUCCUCCUCCUCCUCCUCCUCCUCCUCCUCCUCCUCGUACAGUAG
Molecule: messenger RNA, 702 nt
Organism: Prorocentrum cordatum
Lineage: Eukaryota; Dinophyceae; Prorocentrales; Prorocentraceae
Source: the annotation of a GenBank genome assembly